AGAAACCCUGUCAUCAAAUAGUGCAUUUCAAUUAUUCAAAACAAAAAUAUUUAUAAAGUUGCUUUAAUAAACAAAAAAUAUUUAACAAGUAUUACAAAAUACAAGUGUUUUAUUAAUUAAAAAAUUUAAAACAAAACUUUUAAUGCCAGAAAAUAAAUAAACAUCUAAUUAUUACAAUUUCAUUAACACCAUCAGCAAUAAAAAAAGAUUAUUUCGCAGCAUAAAUUUGAUAUUUCCUUAAGAGCCAAACAAGAAAACCUAUUCCUACCCCAUCCCAACAAAAAAAAUAUUGAUAAAUAAAAAAAGCCAAAACAAAUUGUAAUGAAUUUGAAAUGAGUGAGAGUGAGAUAACGAUCUGCCAGAAAAAAAGCAAAGAAAUUAAAUAUUUUUUCCAAAAUUAUACAAAUAAAAAAUAAUAAGCCAACAUAAUGCCAGUAAAUAAUUAAGCCAAAACGACUUUAUAGCAACAGAAACUUAAAGAGUGAGACAGACAGAGAGAGAGAUAUUUGGCUACAAAAGAAUAAAAAAAAACAAAUUUGUUUUACAACUUAUUUUCGAUUAAAAGUCAUACAAAAUUUUGAAAUUUUGCAAAACAAUGGCUGUACAAAACCAAAGAUUACCAAAAGAUACUAAAAAAACUGACACAGCAGCCGCUCAAACAUCAGCGCCAGCACAAGCGACUACGUCACCAUCAACAUCUGCAUCAGUAGCACCAGCUAAUACAUCAUCAGUGCCCACGAAAACUCAACAUGCUUCAGCUACAGCAUCAUCAUCAACACCUGCACACCAGCCAUCAUCACAGCAACAGCAACCUCAAGUGUCAUCUGCUCAACCGAAUGCUAAUGGUGGACCCAGAGUGUCAUUUAACCGAGAUGUUCAUGUCAAACGAAUUGGAAAACGUUCCAACGAUCUAACGAAUUACGAAACUACAAAUCUACAGCCACCCCAACAUACCCAGCAGUAUCAUCAGCUACCAGCCGAUCUAUCAGCCGAAAGUAUACACAAAGAAGCCGCUUUAGUACUUGCCCAGGCCAAGCGCCACAAAAGCAUAGCAGAGAAUGGUGAUAAUAUACCCACAUUCAGAGUGAAAACCAAACGCAGUGGAGACUCUAAUACAAAUCCUAAGAAGUUUCAUUCGCUACCCUUGAGAAAGAAAAAGGGCAGCACCUCCAAGCCAGUUAGUCGUAGUAACAGUGACGCUGCCGCCAAGAAACCCACCAAAAGACCUUCCAUUUUUAGUAUUUUCAGUCGCAAAAGUGACAGUAAUCUUAAUCAGGCCGUUGAUCGUGAUCCCCGUUUUGAGGAUAGCGGUGGCAGACGUUUGGUGAGAAGUAAAAGUGAUGUGGGUUCUUCUUCAUAUAAAUUAAAGAAAGUCUUAAAAGAUCCCAAGCCCACUCCAGCCGCAGCCAGUAGUUCGGGUUCUAACCGCCAACUACCGCACACACAACUCAGUCCCAUAAUAGAAAACGAUUCGAGAGAAGACUGUUUCGAGGAGCAAUAUAAUCGUGAACGUCGCAAAUCGGAAGCUAUAACGGAUAGAGAAAAACAUGAAAGUGGCAUAAAUGAGUUGUUAGCUCGCAGUCGUUCCCAGACAGAGCUAGAUGGUAACGUUGUACGCAACCCCAUAUCGGAGAAUAUAAAAGAGAAAAUAUUAACGCUACAAGCUAAGUCACAAGAAAACAUGCACAGUUCCCAGUUGCCAGCCCAAAAGUUGCCCCUCACCAAGGGGCAAACCGUCAAUGGCAUGGUGAAACGUUUGUCUAUGGAGAGAUUUUCACCACCACCCACCAUGAUGGGUCCCGCCUUCUCCUACAUAAGACCUAAUGAGGGCAUCACCUAUGCCCAGUUGGAAUUGCAGGAUGAUAUUGUACCUCAAAGAUCUACACUGACCCGAAGAGAUUAUGCACAAAGAGUAUCACCGGUAAGAGAGUAUCGUUCUCCAGCCCGCGACUAUCGUUCGGCUUCGAGAGAUAUCUUUACACCCGAAAGGGAAAUUUUACACAACAACUCCCGUAGAUCAGAAGAUCAAACUGAUUUUAUAGCUAGUCAUGCCACAGGUAGAAGUCAAUACUCUCCCAAUUACAAUACCACAAAUGGUACCACCACUAUACAUAUAGGCGGCUCCUUUUCGCCCUCACCCUGGCAACAAUUGUCGCCACGUAAUCUCAGCGAUGAAGAUGAAGGUGUUGGUCUAGAUACCCGUAAAUAUUACGAGGAAGAGCUGAGAAAUAAACGCAGUAAAUCACCGGCUGAGCCACCCAUAGUACCCAAAAUCAGAAGUAUAACUCCUCCUAGAGAGAACGGCUAUCACACACCUGAAAGAUAUCUCUCUCCUGCUCGGGAUGUACCUACUAACGAUGAUAUGGGUUAUCGGCGGGCUCGUUUGGAGUCCCGAAUUCUAACACGUAAAUAUGGUGAAAACAAUACUUUGGAAAGAAAUGGUUAUUUGCCGCAAAGGGAAAAUUCACAUGAACGUGUCUUGGAAGAUGAGCCCGACACCAGUACAUACCAUCGCAGGCGCUACCUCAGUCCGGAGAGAGAGAUUUUACGUGAUCCCUACGAACCGAGAUUCCAUAAGCCCGAAGCAACUGAAAUUCUUAAUAAAUACUCCCCCGAAAGGUCUCACUUGGAUAUUAUUGCUCCUGCAUUGACGCAAAUCUCUACUUCAACUCUUCCGAAAACAGAGAAAACUUCUCGCUACAAACAUACCAAAUAUUAUGAUGAUGGUCAUGGUCACGGUGUCCGAGAGGUGUACGAGCGUGAAACUCAAUUCGAUAAUGAUGGCAAGCCGCAUGUACGCGAAUCCCGGCAUCGUGAAAGACUCGAUUCAUUUACAGGCAAACCCAUACGAGAUGCUUCACCUUUGUUGGAACGUCAUGUGUUGACCGAUUAUGAACCGAAAUCAUUGGAAUCUCAGUUUACCAGUACCGAUCAGUAUCGUUCGUCACCAGAGAACAUGAAACGUUACGAGAAUCUGGAACGUGGUAUGGCCGCUCGUCAGAGCAGUGAAGAUCGUUGGCACAGUAGUCUGAAGAGGGAUAAGUUACAGCAGCGUAGUUUCGAUAAGGGUGAUUCAGGAAUUGAGAACGAUUUUCGCAAAGAAUCUUUCAAUGGAGACAUAGUAACGAGAUGGCGCAAACGCACUAUAGCCGAUGACAUCAAGAGCUGUGACAAUUUCCUCAAAAAGGAGCGACGCCAUUGCGAGCAUCAACGUUGUGGUAAGCGCAAAGAGAAUUAUAUCUAUCGUGAACGUUCCAUAGAUGACGGCUCUCACUUUGAUCCACAUUUAGAUAAAUAUCCACCAACUGCCAGUAAUUCGGCGACACUACGCCGUCGUGACCAACACUCACAAACCGCUCACAGUCGUGCUGAAGACACCGCGACACUGAAGCGUAACAAAAAAGUGGGUGGCUUUGAGAAGGUGAAGCAACUUUUCGGUGCGGGAGCGGCAACAAGUGAUAAAAAGGAUGUGGAAAGGAAGAGUAUGAGCAGCAGCACCAGCAGCAGUGCGGGCACCCAGCAAACCAUCAAACCAUCGAAAGAUAAAGACAAGUACAUGGUUAAGGAAGAGGAAAUGCGUUCCAGAUAUCGAGAAUAUAAUACUGGCAAUGGUGCGGCUGGCAACAAGAGUGUUGGCGUAGGCACACAAACUAAAAAUACAACAACAUCCACCACAACAACAAUUUUGCAAAAUGAUAAUAUGCGCGAACCAAAGGCCAUUGAUAUAUCCAUGCGUCGUCGUUUGUCAACGCCAAAAGCUAGUCCUUUAUUACUUAAACGUACCUCAUCGGAUAAAAAUCGCAAAGAAUCACCAUUAGCUAAACCCGAAAAAACCAGUUGGUUCAAAUCGCUCGAUAGACGCGCCAAAAGUAAAUCUAAAGAGAAGUUAAACACACCAACACCAAACGAAACCUCCAGUCUAAAGAGAACUAAAAAUUCCAAACACUCAACGACCCAGCCUCAACAGCCCACAAAAAAUUUAAGAUUUUUCGGUGAUACCGAUUUGGAUUCAAAUCCACCCACCAUUUCGAAGGCUAACACAAACAACAAAUCACGUCCCUUACUUGCAACUGCCCUAAGCCGCUCCCAAAAGUACUCCCAGAGUGCUUAUAAUUUGGAUCGCAUACGUGGUGAUAGUCCUCAGAGACAAGACUAUCGUCAUACUUUAGCCGCCGGAACUAAAACCUCAGCAGUGUCAUCUUCCAGUCGUCAUAAGAGUACUUCCAUGCACAAUUUGGACAAUCAGGGCAACGAUGAAGUUGAUUUCCGCAAGAGACGUCACUAUUCCAGAUCCCGGGAACUGGAUGACAUUUCGGAGAGUGGCUCCGAAACGGAAGAUCAACAAAAACGACCCAAUGGUGGCUUAAUGGCAUCAAGAACACUGUCACGUGAUCGCUUAGAUCGUACACAACGAUAUGAUGAGAAUACCUAUCGACGUAGUAACGAUCGGCCGACAUCGUCCACACCGAAUGGUGGUGAUACUAGCAGUAGUACGCAACAUCAGCCUAGAAGAUCACAGCCAUAUAUGAUGGGACCACCAAAACCGGCACGCAGUGCCGAGAGAAGAGCCAUGUCAUAUUCAAGAGAACGUGAUCGUUUCCCUGCUGAAAGCUCGGGUACAGAGGGAGAAUCUAGUUUACAUAGUCAACGUAGUGUGGUUUAUUUACAUGCUACCACAGUAGGUGCCAUACCACAGCCAUAUCAUUUAAGACGCCGCUCUAUAUCUAGAGAUGAUUUGCGUUCGAAUAAAACUCAAACGAAACCGCAGCCCAUACAGCCCAUGACCAGAACUGUUUCCAGAUCAGUAUCAAUGCUGGCCCCCUGGAAGCCCAAAUUGAUAAGUGAAGGUUAUGAAAUCAAUUACUCUCAGGAACAAAAUAAAACGAUGUCAACACUGCCUCGUAAGCCCUUGCAAAAUGCCAACUCCACCUCUACAUUGACAAGGCCCAGCAAAAAAUCCGAACCUCUACACUCACGCUCGCGCAGACACGACUACACCAAAGAUGAUCAGUCAUCUUUAAGAAACUCCUCCACAACUAGCGCCUCCAAGUCCGCCUUGUCGGCGAAUGUACGUCGUAAACAUUGAGGGGAUGUUAGAGAUUUGUAAACGAACUUUGCAACGUAGUUUUUUUUUGUUUUUCUUUAUUUUUUCUUUUACUUAAUCAUAGUAAUAUUUUUGUCUUAUUAACCAAAUGCAAUAAUUUAAAACAAAAAGUAUAAAUACUGAAAGAUAAAAAUUACAAUUUUAACGUUUUCUAACACUAAAGAGAGAUUUUAAGUUAUGCUUAAGAGAAUGGCAAAGAUAAAUACAUUUAAGAAAGCUUGAGCAAAGCUUUCAACUUUUUGUGUAUAAGUUCAUAGAGUAAUAAAACAAGAAAAGAAGGUGCUCUCUUUAAAAAAAAACCGUUCGAAAAUUCCCUUAGCCACGUAAGCUUUAAUAUUUAAUUUAAAUCUAAUCAUUUAAUGCAAAAUACAAACAAAAAGAACCAAGCAAAAAUAUGCCGAAAAAGCUCGUUAAACUUUAAAGCUUUUCAUACAAUUUAAAAUGUUAAACUAUAUAAUCUGUAAGUUUUAAUUUUAUUAAUUUCUAAUUUAAGAACGAUUUUUUUAAUUUACUAAAAAUACGUUAAUUUAAACACAAAAUAAAAACUCAAACAAAAAAAAUAAUAAAAAUAAAAUAAAUGUAUUUUACAAAAAAACCUA
This is a messenger RNA of Calliphora vicina (urban bluebottle blowfly), 5703 nucleotides long. RefSeq names its product bloated (gene blo). Lineage: Eukaryota; Metazoa; Arthropoda; Insecta; Diptera; Calliphoridae. The transcript has 10 exons. The record is from RefSeq and is a predicted model, not a curated record. Bases 596 to 5086 code for a protein of 1496 amino acids.